Messenger RNA from Entamoeba nuttalli P19, 870 nucleotides. RefSeq lists its product as hypothetical. Gene Ontology annotation, molecular function: cysteine-type deubiquitinase activity; cysteine-type endopeptidase activity. Gene Ontology annotation, biological process: protein deubiquitination. NCBI's taxonomy places the organism in Eukaryota, Evosea, Mastigamoebida, Endamoebidae. The coding region runs from base 1 to 870 and encodes 289 amino acids. The record is from RefSeq and is a predicted model, not a curated record. The transcript is spliced from 2 exons. Gene Ontology annotation, cellular component: nucleus; cytosol.
AUGGAAUUAUCUGAAAGAGUUCCACCAAUUGGUCUUGUUAAUAAUUCUUAUAAUGGAUGUUAUGUCAAUAGCUGUAUUCAACUUUUAUUUUCAAUGAAGUCUUUUGUUUCUUAUUUAUCUUUUAAUCCUCCAAAUAAUGAAAUAUUACAAAGAAUCCGCUUACUUUUUGUUGAUUUAAUAAAUACUACUCUUCAAAGUAUUAAUACGUUCUAUUUCCUUGAUUGUUAUAAUCCACAGUAUGGAGACCCUAAUGAAUUUCUUGUCCAAGUAUUAGAACAGUGCGAACAGUGCAAUUGUUAUGAAAUGUCUUUACAAUGUGAUAUUAGUUGUGAAUGUGGAAAAACUGAUACUGUUAUUUCAAAAGAGCCUGUAUUGCUAAUUAGAAAUAAUGGUAUUCAACUUGACUUAUCAACACAGCUCUAUUCAUCAUUGUUUAGAGAAUUUCAUUGUUCUUGUGGAAGAACAGUUAACGUUCAACUAAAAUCAUUGAAUUCUCCUCAAUAUCUCAUUAUAAGUGUUGAAAACAUCAAAAUAGUAAAUAACAAAAUUGAGAAACAAACAAAAAGUAUUUCUCAAAAUAGAGAAAUUACAUAUAACAAAACAAAAUAUUCUCUCAAGUCAAUGAUAACUCAUAUAAAUGGAUACGAUAAUGGUCAUUGUAGGAAUUAUGUUAAAAUACAAAAUAGGUGGUACUGUUGUGACGACACUAAUGUAUAUCCAUGGAACGAACAAUUAGAAGAGAAAGUAAAUGAAGUUGUAACAACAUUUUUAUUUGAAAAAAAGGAAGAAGAACCUCAAAGCAAACUAAUCAUAUCUCAACAAGCAAUACUUGAUUAUUAUCUCUUUCUAAAAGAAAAACAAAAUAAUUAA